AUGAACGAAACAAUCAAGGAUUUACACCGUGAUCUCGCCAACAAGUACCGACAACAUGGCCCGCGAAUCGAAGAAAUGUGGCGUUCGCUUGGCCAAGAACAACGCAAGAAGAUCAUGCAGGCCGGCUCUCGCGAUGGCGCUGUCCUGAAGCAUGCUGAAGACACAAGCCUAGAGAAUGUCUACAAGUUCAUCCCGGAAUGGAACUUGCGCGACAUAGCUUCACCGUCAUCGGAAUUCUUCCUUGACAUGCUCAAGCACCGAGCAACCUCACCGCUACAAACCCAAUAUGCGGCUGGCUUCAACGGACGACCAGGAGAUCAUGCGCACAUAGUUGAUAUGAUGCAGAGGAGGGACUUGAAACUCAACAACGCCUCUCAAUACAAGAACUGUUACACACUCUUCUUGACAGAGGAUGGAUAUGGCGAAUCGGUCAAGAUUGUCGCAGAGAAGCGGGAAGAAGUUCUGGCAAACAUGAAGCCAGCUAUACAAGCCCAGAUGAUAGUCCCUCAAGCUACUGGCGAACUCAUCCUUAUGCGACAGAUGAACCUGUUGCAGCUCCUGAACAUCGCCAUCGAAGACAUCCUCGACACCGCAUCCACCACGAGAACCCAGGCCAAGCGGCCGAAGAAGCCAACUGAUGACGCGACUGCAGCCCUCGCGAAGCUGUCGGUACACGCACCUUCAAAGAAACUAGACCUUUCAGACCUUUCGGACAUGGUGCAGGACCAAGUAUCGUCCCGCGAGGGCCUUAUCAACCUGAUCUCUACUGAGCCUACCGUCCUAGCCCAUGAAGUCAACUUCUGCUUCUUCAGUAGACCAGAACUUGUUGCCGAUGAGAAAGGGCGCAUACUGCCUGUACAUACGGACAAGUAUAUCAGCGGCUCUGUAUUUGAGGCGGUUCAUGGCGCUGUCAAGGCGGCUGCCACAUGGGAUUACAUUGGCCGCCUCUUGGACCUGUUCAAGGACUCGUCGGACAAACAGUUCAAAGCCGUUAUCAUCAAGGAGCUUUCAAAUACUUGUCAUCUGGAGUAUCUGCGCGCUCAGACUGGUUUCAAACGGAGCGUAGCCGUGGGGAUGGGUGGCAGCAAGUGGUUCAAGCGGAUGUCGAAUAAUGAUGUCGCACGUCUCUCACUGAAGCGAAGCCCUGAGUCUCUAACGGUAGAGAAUCCGCAGUUACAUUAUAUGCUUCGACUCUGCCAGGAUGAGACAAACUGGUCGAAUGCUGCACAAUGGCUUCAAAAAUUGGAGGACCUCCAUCGCGCUCACCCACUGGAACAAGACAACCUUUCGGAACGAGAGUAUGACUCUCUAGGGGACUUGGCCAUCAUCGUUAUUUUCAUCCAGUCUCUCUCGUCAGUCGCGCAGAUACCCGCGCCUAAUCACAAGAAGAGUCAGCCGUUUGUGCCAGGUUAUGCUUCGUUGGAUAAGGAGCUGAGGCAACUGAAGGACGGCAUAGACCUUGGCGACUACGCUAUUCCGAUUGAUAAUUUGCUAGAGCCAGGCAUGGCUGAAGGCGCCCUCUCCACGCUCGACCAGUAUAUUGUAGAGAAGACAGGCACGAAGCUUGGUUUUCUCUACCAGGAUCUAGUCGAGAGCUGUGUGUCCAGCAUCGAGCGACAGUAUGAACAACAAAAGACAAAAGCUAGUAAGCCUCAGGUUGAGUACACCACGCCGAUAGCUCCCGAGGCUUCGGCAUCAAUUUUGCAACAGCGCAAGCAAAAGGAAAAGACACGGCCAGCGCAGUGUUCAAUCUACGAAAUUACGUCGCAAGGUACCAAGGGUGACCAGCCAAUUCAGUCGAAAGACACCUUCAAAGUCAAGGCCUCAACUGCUGAGGUCUUUUCAUCGCUGUUCUCGAGGUCAUCCGCAGCACGUAGUCCAGUGCGAUGGGAAGCCUUCGUAGCCGCCAUGAUCGAUCUGGGAUUCUCAAUCAAUCCGAAAGUCGGCUCUAUAUACACGUUCGUCCCCCCAGCGAAGAUGUCGGUGCGCAGGGACAUAACACUUCAUCGGCCGCAUCAAGCGAGCGUUGAGGGACGACUUCUUCUGAUCUACUCCCGGCGCUUGAAGAAGGCCUAUGGCUGGGAUACCUCGACGUUCGUUGCGGCGUAG
Alternaria burnsii is the source of this 2109-nucleotide messenger RNA. RefSeq lists its product as uncharacterized. NCBI's taxonomy places the organism in Eukaryota, Fungi, Ascomycota, Dothideomycetes, Pleosporales, Pleosporaceae. The transcript has a single exon. The coding region runs from base 1 to 2109 and encodes 702 amino acids. The record is from RefSeq and is a predicted model, not a curated record.